Messenger RNA from Varanus komodoensis (Komodo dragon), 621 nucleotides. RefSeq names its product glucagon (gene GCG). Gene Ontology annotation, molecular function: glucagon receptor binding; hormone activity. The coding region runs from base 13 to 621 and encodes 202 amino acids. The record is from RefSeq and is a predicted model, not a curated record. NCBI's taxonomy places the organism in Eukaryota, Metazoa, Chordata, Lepidosauria, Squamata, Varanidae. Gene Ontology annotation, cellular component: extracellular region. The transcript is spliced from 6 exons. Gene Ontology annotation, biological process: adenylate cyclase-modulating G protein-coupled receptor signaling pathway; negative regulation of apoptotic process; positive regulation of insulin secretion involved in cellular response to glucose stimulus.
CAGGUGACAAAAAUGAAAAGCAUGUACAUGGUGGCCGGUCUGCUUUUAAUGAUUGUUCAAAGUAGCUGGCAAAGUCCCCUUCAGGAAACAGAAGAGAAAUCCAGAUCGUUCAAAGCCUCCCAGGCUGAACCGUUAGAUGACUCUAGACAGCUGAAUGAAGCCAAGCGCCAUUCACAAGGUACAUUCACCAGCGAUUACAGCAAGUACUUGGACAUGAGACGAGCUCAAGAUUUUGUACAGUGGUUAAUGAACACUAAAAGAAGCGGACAACAAGGAGUUGAAGAGAGAGAGAAAGAAAACCUCCUGGACCAGCUUUCAAGCAAUGGGCCUGCCAGGCGUCAUGCCGAAUACGAGAGACACGCUGACGGCACCUACACCAGUGACAUCAGCUCUUACUUGGAAGGUCAAGCUGCCAAGGAGUUCAUUGCUUGGCUAGUGAAUGGACGAGGAAGAAGAGAUUUCUCAGAAGCAGCUGAUUCAGCCGACAACAUUGGCAGAAGACACGCGGAUGGCACAUUCACCAGUGAAUACCACAAAAUCCUGGAUGAAAUGGCUACCCAAGAGUUCUUGAAGUGGCUGCUUAACCAAAAAGUGACCCAGAGGGACUUGUUGGGAGAAUAA